UUGCAGUUUUUCUAUAUCUUUUGUGUCUUGUGCUUUGCCUAAAGUUCUCAUUACUGAACCUGUGACUUGUCAUUCUCAUAUCUCUUGAGAAAGAGCAGAAAAGGAAUUACUGGUUGUCACAGAGGAAUUAUGUCUUCAGUAGCAGUGCCAUUUUACCAGAGGAGGCACAAGCACUUUGAUCAGUCCUAUCGCAACAUUCAAACAAGAUAUGUACUUGAGGAAUAUGCAGCAAGAAAGGCUGCUUCCAGGCAGGCUGCUUAUUAUGAAUCGUCUGGCUUGGGCAAAACAACGUGUAGGCUUUGUGCCAGGAGGGCACGCACCUUGGCGCAUGAAGCAAUGCAGGAAUCCAGGAAAAGGAGUCAUGAGCAAAAGUCUCAUGUAAGUGAUGAGAAAAGAAUCCGUUUUGCCAGUGAGUUGUCUGCUUUGGAAAAAGAGAUUCACACAGCCAGGCACCGUGCUCGAGAGCAUCUGGAUAAACUUGCUGUGCAAAGAAUGGUAGAAGAAAAUAUGGCUCUGGAAAGACAUAUCACUGAAGAAAGAAUAAGUCGAGCCCCUGAAAUUCUAGUGCGCCUGAGGUCUCACACUGUCUGGGAAAAGAUGUCUGUGAGCCUUUGCUUUACUGUACAAGGAUUUCCAACCCCUGUUGUACAAUGGUACAAAAAUGAGGAAUUGAUUUUUCCUGCAAGUGAUCCAACAAAGUAUAGAAUUGAAAGCAAAUAUGGAGUACAUGUGUUACAUAUAAACAGAGCUGACUUUGAUGAUUCUGCAACCUAUUCAGCAGUUGCAACAAACGUCCACGGUCAGGCAUCAACUAAUUGUGCUGUGAUUGUGCGAAGGUUCAGAGAGGAUGAAGAGCCUCACCCAGCUGCGAUAAUGCCCUUCCACUUGCCCCUGUCAUAUGAUGUUUGCUUCACCCACAUUGAUGUGCAGUUUCUGGAGAAGUUUGGAGUCACUUUUGCAACUGAAGGGGAGACACUGACCUUGAAGUGUUCUAUGCUGAUCACUCCAGAGUUGAAAAGACUAAGACCUCGUGCUGAGUGGUAUAGAGAUGAUGUGCUGAUAAAGGACUCCAAGUGGACAAAGCUGUAUUUUGGAGAAGGCCAGGCAGCUCUUUCCUUUAGUCAUCUGAACAAAGACGAUGAAGGUUUAUACACCCUGCGCAUGGUUUCAAGAGGUGGAAUCAGUGAAUGCAGUGCAUACCUGUUUGUAAGAGAUGCUGAUGCAUUGAUCGCAGGAGCACCAGGGGCACCAAUGGAUGUUAAAUGCCACGAUGCUAACAGAGACUAUGUUAUUGUUACCUGGAAACCACCGAAUACUACCAGUGAGAGCCCUGUUAUCGGAUAUUUUGUGGACAAAUGUGAAGUAGGUUUGGAAAACUGGGUGCAGUGCAAUGAUGCCCCUGUAAAAGUCUGCAAGUAUCCUGUGACUGGUCUUCAAGAGGGACGGUCUUACAUAUUCCGUGUGAGAGCAGUGAACAGUGCUGGCAUUAGCCGGCCUUCUCGAGCCUCGGAACCAGUUGCAGCACUUGACCCCCUUGACCUGGAGAGAACACAAACUGUUCAUGUGGAUGAAGGGCGAAAGAUUGUGAUCAGUAAGGAUGACCUUGAAGGGGAUGUUCAGAUUCCAGGCCCUCCCACCAAUGUACAUGCUUCAGAAAUCAGCAAAACGUAUGUUGUACUCAGCUGGGAUCCACCCGUUCCCCGUGGCAGGGAGCCACUGACGUAUUUCAUUGAGAAGUCCAUGGUUGGCAGUGGAAGCUGGCAAAGAGUCAAUGCACAGGUUGCAGUAAAAUCUCCUCGCUAUGCAGUGUUUGACCUUGCAGAAGGAAAACCAUAUGUUUUCCGAGUGUUGUCAGCAAACAAAAAUGGUAUCAGUGAUCCAUCUGAAAUCACAGAACCUAUUCAACCACAAGAUACUAUUGUUUUGCCGUCUGCACCUGGUCAGGUGGUGGCCACAAGGAAUACAAAAACAUCAGUUGUAGUUCAGUGGGAUAAACCAAAACAUGAAGAGGAUUUAUAUGGCUACUACAUUGACUAUUCUGUGGUGGGAUCAAAUCGCUGGGAACCCAGUAACCAUAAACCUAUUAAAUAUAACAGGUUUGUUGUUCAUGGUUUGGAGGCUGGAGAGCAAUAUGUCUUCCGUGUGAAAGCUGCAAAUGCUGUAGGACUGAGUGAAAACUCGCAGGAGUCGGAGGCUGUAACAGUGCAGGCAGCCCUUAGAGGAAGUGUGUCUCAUAUGGCUUGUCCUUCAUAUCCUCAUGGUAUCACUCUUCUGAACUGUGAUGGGCAUUCAAUGACCCUUGGCUGGAAAGCACCAACGUACAGUGGAGGUUCACCAAUCCUUGGUUAUUAUAUGGAUAAACGGGAAGCUAACCAUCAAAACUGGCAUGAAGUCAAUUCUUCCCUUAUUACCCGGACGAUUUAUACGGUAGAGGAUUUGACUGAAGAUGCCUUCUAUGAAUUCAAAGUUGCUGCUGCAAAUCUGGUUGGAAUAGGUCAACCUUCAGAUCCCAGUGAGCAUUUUAAGUGUAAAGCCUGGACUAUGCCAGAACCUGGUCCUGCCUAUGAUCUCAUGAUAUGUGAAGUUAGAAAUACAUCACUAGUUCUUCUGUGGAAAGCUCCUGUGUAUGAAGGCAAAAGCCCUAUUACUGGGUAUUUAGUGGACUAUAAAGAAGUAGAUUCAGAAGACUGGAUCACUGCUAAUGAAAAACCUACUUCAAAGCGCUAUUUUAAGGUUACUGAUUUACAAAAGGGUCAUACCUAUGUUUUCAAAGUUCGUGCAGUGAAUGAUGCUGGGGUAGGCAAGUCAUCUGAGAUAUCUGAACCAGUGCUUGUUGAGGAAAGGCCAGGAACAAAAGAAAUCUAUUCUGGUGUGGAUGAUGAGGGUAAUAUUUACCUGGCUUUUGAGUGCAAAGAAGCAACAGAUGCAUCUCAGUUUGCAUGGGGUAAAUCUUAUGAGGAGAUUGAUGAUUCUCAUAAGUUUAAGAUUGAAACAGAAGGAAAUCAUUCUAAGCUGUACUUCAAAAAUCCUGAUAAAUCAGACUUGGGAACUUACUCUGUCUCAGUUAGUGACACAGAUGGGGUUUCCUCCAGCUUCGUUAUGGAUGAUGAAGAGUUUGAACGUUUGAUGGCAUUAAGCUAUGAAAUAAAGAAUCCAACAAUACCUCUGAAAUCAGAAUUAGCUUAUGAGGUUCUUGAUAAAGGAGAAGUUCGUUUCUGGAUUCAGGCUGAAAGCUUAUCUCCAGAUUCUACUUUCAGAUUUGUUAUUAACGAUAAAGAAGUUGAAAACAGUGACAGGCAUAAAAUAAAUUGUGACCGUUCAAAUGGCAUUAUAGAAAUGAUGAUGGAAAAAUUUACAAUUGACAAUGAAGGUACCUACACAGUACAGAUUCAGGAUGGAAAGGCCAAAAACCAGUCCUCAUUAGUUCUCAUUGGAGAUGCAUUCAAGAACGUAUUGGCUGAGUCUGAGCUCCAGCGAAAGGAAUUUCUCAGAAAACAAGGUCCUCACUUCUCAGAGUUUUUGUAUUGGAAGGUUACAGAGGAAUGUGAAGUUUUACUUUCUUGUAAGGUUGCAAACACAAAGAAGGAGACUGAUUUUAAGUGGUAUAAGGAUGGUUCUGGGGCUGAUGUUGAGGAGCUGCCUGAUCUGCAGAAGGGAGAAUGUCACCUCAGUAUUCCCAAGCUGUCUCGCAAAGAUGAAGGGGUUUAUAAGGCGACACUAUCAGAUGAUAGAGGUCAUGAUGUAUCUUCUCUUGAAUUAUCAGGAAAAGUUUAUGAUGAUAUAAUUCUGGCAUUGAGUGGAAUGAGUGGUAAGUCAGCCUCUCCACUGAAGAUUCUUUGCACUGAGGAAGGAAUAAGGCUCCAGUGCUUCUUGAAAUACUACAAUGAAGAAAUGAAAGUCAGCUGGUGUCACAGGGAAUCUAAGAUUUCUUCUGGUGAAAAGAUGAAGAUUGGAGGUGGAGAUGAUGUUGCCUGGUUGCAGAUAAGUGAACCCACUGAAAAGGAUAAGGGGAACUACACAUUUGAAAUCUUUGGUGACAAGGAAUCGUACAAGCGCACGCUUGAUCUGUCUGGUCAAGCUUUUGAUGAUGCAUAUGCAGAAUUCCAGCGGCUCAAGGCAGCUGCUUUUGCUGAGAAGAAUCGUGGUAAAGUCAUUGGUGGUUUGCCUGAUGUCGUUACUAUAAUGGAUGGGAAGACACUAAAUCUGACCUGUACUGUAUUUGGAAACCCUGACCCUGAAGUGGUCUGGUUCAAGAAUGACAAGGCCUUUGAAAUUGAUGAGCACUAUUCAUUUUCACUGGAACAAGGGAAAUACGCCAGUUUAACCAUCAAGGGGGUGACUUCAGAAGAUUCAGGCAAAUACAGUAUCCAUGUCAAGAACAAGUAUGGUGGGGAAACAGUGGAUGUCACUGUAAGUGUGUACAGACAUGGUGAAAAAAUGCCUGAAAUUAAGCCUGGCCAACUUGCUAAGCCCAGGCCAAUACCACCAUCAGAAGAAGUCCUCAAACCUGAGGGCGAGUGAAGAUCCUGUAACAAGUGAAGUUCCACCUUCUGAUAAACAGAAUAGAAUACUUGAGCUGUAUUUGAGCUAUUGCCACACAAAAUUCAUUGGUAAUGUCAAAAGGGAAACUGAGUUUUUAAGUUUGCUUUGGGAGGUAGCUGUGCUGUGGUGCUGUACACCUCUGCAGCGAUCUCAUUUUGAAUGCAUAUAAUAGAGUAGGACUUGCAAACAGUGAAAAAGCCAAAUUCCUGCCAGAGGUUCCCAUAUGAAAUGACACGUUUCAAAAACCUACAAACCUACAAUAAACUUUCAUUUUUACACUUCUCAAUCUUGUGCAAAAAACCCCCACAGUCCAAGCAAUACAACAAGCCUCUGAGAACAAUAGCCCCAACAGUAAAGGCAGUGAACUGCAGUUAUCGACAUUCAGAGCUGGUCCUUUUGGCUUUGAAGCCCUUGAAGUUUAGUGAAUAGUCUUGCUUUAGUAGUGAUACUCUUGUUCUGUCAAUAGUGGGAUUUUAGUAGACCUUUACCAAUGUUCACUCUGUACUCACUGAACCAUAGGUCACAUGGUUGUGUUUUGUUUUUCCUGCUUUGUGCUAAUAAAACUUUAAAAGUCACCUUUGCUACUCACUGCUCCAAAUCACACCUAACUAGUUCUAUUUACUCUUCUUCAUUGUUUAAUUAUUGCUUAUUGCACAAUUUCACAGCUGGUAGACUAGCAGACUAUCGACUUUCAAUAAAGAAUGCAAAUUAUGGUUAAUCACA
Molecule: messenger RNA, 5265 nt
Organism: Cyanistes caeruleus (blue tit)
Lineage: Eukaryota; Metazoa; Chordata; Aves; Passeriformes; Paridae
Source: RefSeq, a predicted model, not a curated record